AUGGUGGGACUAGCUCAACCAAUGCCUAAGAAGGUGACAAGAAGCCAGCUCGACCGACAGCUCGAUCGAGCUAGAAACCAGGGCAACUCGAUCGAGUUCCACAACUCGACCGAGUUUGUUUACUGCUCUUCAAUUCCUCAUUCAACAAGGUCUUUUGGAGCAUUCUGGAGCAUAUGGGACAUGAGGAGCAUGGAGGACUUGGCACAUGGACGCAGCUCAACUGGAUACGCAAAGGAAGAAGGAGGAAGCCAUCUUGAAGACCAGCUCGACCAUCUACUCGACCAACCGGUCGAGUUCCUCAACUCGACCGGCCAAGCUUCAACUCGAUCGAGCUGA
Messenger RNA from Microthlaspi erraticum, 336 nucleotides. Lineage: Eukaryota; Viridiplantae; Streptophyta; Magnoliopsida; Brassicales; Brassicaceae. The record is from the annotation of a GenBank genome assembly.